AUGAAGUAAUCAACUUAAUUUAUAUCUGGGAGUAAUGAUAGUUAGAUUAUAAUAUGGUGUAUGGAUUAACAUAGUUAAUGGAUCUGCUCAUAGAAAUUGAAUGAACAUGAAGAUUGGAUUAAAUGUUUAUUAUUGAACAAUAAUGAAGAUAUUAUGAUAUCAGGAAGUGAUGAUAAUACAAUUAAAUUUUGGAAAAAGCAGAAUGAAUGGAUAUGUUCAUAAACUAUUAAUGAUCAUACAAGUGAAGUAUAUGGAUUAAGUUUGAAUGAGAAAUAGAAUAGAGUGAUAUCUUGUGGAAGAGAUAAGUUAAUAUUAAUAAUAGAACAGUCAUCAUAGGAUUAAAAAUGGAAUGUAAUAUAAAAGAUAACAGUUGAAGAGUGGGGUAUAAGAUUAUGCUUUAUCGAUGAUAAUGUAUUCACAUUCCAACCUCGUCUUUAAGAGUAAAUGCAUGUUUAUGAGAUGAAUAGUACUAAUAAAUAGUACUCAAAGACUAAAGAAAUUGAUGUUAAAUGUGGAAAAGAUAGUUGCAGAUAUUAUUUCCCUUAAUAAUAUAUAAAGUCGAAAUGUCUGCUUGUGAAUAAGAAUGGAUUUAAUGUUAAUUUGAUAAGGAAGAACCAAAAUGGUGAUUUUAUAACAUAAUAAUCUAUUCAAUUUGGAGAUUGUAAUAUAUUUGGAUAGAUGAGUGAAGAUGGAGAGUAUUUGAUUACUUGGGAUGCAAAAUCUAAGGAAAUAAAAAUUAGGAAAUAUCAUUAAUUAUGA
Paramecium primaurelia is the source of this 759-nucleotide messenger RNA. Lineage: Eukaryota; Ciliophora; Oligohymenophorea; Peniculida; Parameciidae. The record is from the annotation of a GenBank genome assembly.